AAUCAGUUAUUGCUGAAAAGUUGAACAACAAAGUAGUGUUAGUUUCGUUUAUUUUGUAAUUAAAAAUACGUAUACAAUAAAAAUAAUUAAAAAAUAAAAUGUGUAAUAUAAUUAUCUAAUAUAAAAUCUGUUUAUUUUUAUAAGAAACCCUUUAAAUUUGCGAAUUUCAGAGAAAGAAAUAAACAUGUUUAACGAUUUCAUAACAAAGUUUUGUUACAACAAUUAAUUGAUAUUUAACAUAACAUAUUGCAAAAAAAGAAAUAACCAUACAUGGCCUAUAGUUAAACAAAAAAGUUUAGUUUUUUUUUUAAUAUAUUACAAAAAAGUGUAAUUAUUUUGUAAAGAAAACAAAAUGGAAAAAGAAAAUUAUAAUAAUUACACAAACACCGUAACAGCAGCACAAGAUGAUAAUGAAGAUGGGAAAGGUGAUGAAGAUGACAAAGAUGAAAGUGAAUUCCCCCUAAAAAAUCAACAGAGAAACGAAGAAGUAGAAUUGCUCGAACAAAGAGAAGAUGGCAAUGACAUAAAUAUUGUUGUUGUGAUUGAUGCUGACCAAAAUGAACCUUCAGCAGAAAUAGUAAACAAAAAUGUAAACAAAUCAACAGCUGUGGAAGAACAUGAGGAAGAAGAAACAAAAAAACUACUAGAAGAAGAACCGGCUAAAACUAAUGAGAAAAUUGACCAAAAUGUAAAUGACAACCAGGGUGAGGAAGAUGAAGAGUCUACAACAUUUGAGCCUCCCUAUACCGCUCCUUUGGCCCCCCUUGACAUGGAACUUAUAGAGCGACUUAAUAGAGAAAGAGAAGCUAAACGUCGUUCUAGCUCAGCUGGUCGCAGAAGAUAUAGUCGCUCUCCCUGGACACGUAAAAGUGUGGAUAGUACGAAAACUGUUGCUAGCAUGUUUAUUGAAGGUGAACGUUUAAAUUUAGAUGCCGGUCGUCGUGCUCAUGAAUUUCAUACGAUAGUUGAUGAGGUUACUCCAGCUGUUCAUGAUUCACAUAGGCAGCCGUCGCUGUCAAUGACAAACGCCAAUACAGCUGACAGUUUUUAUAUAGACAGUACAACAUCCACAUUACUUUUAUCAUCGGAUAACGAACCGUCAUCACAUACUGCUCAAAACGCACCUAUACACAAUUUUACAAAUCACAACAAUCAUCACAAUAAUAACAAUUGCAACAGCAAUAACAACAGUCGGAAUCCUGCCACCACGUCUAUACCAAUGACGAAAUUAGCACCAUUUGAAGAUCCACCUGAAAUUGAAUUAAAUGCUCCAAAUGAUUAUUUCGAGAAACACGAACAAAAUCCCUCAUUGUUUUUCGAUGAUGGUGUGAGAUCAAUAGAUUUUGUUUUAGUUUAUAAAAUCGAUCAGCAGCAUCAGGUGCUGGAAGAAGAUCAUGCCGAAAAGCGUAGAGUAUUUGAGGCCAAUUUGGAGGCAGAAGGUUUGGAAAUUGAGAGGGUGUGCAAGGAGAAAGAACAAAUAUAUUUUGUUAAGGUAAGAGUGAAGAGAUGAAAUGUAUAAAUUGUUUAUUAUGUUAUUUUUGUUUUUACAGAUACAUGCCCCUUGGAGGUAUUGAGGCGUUAUGCGGAAAUUUUAAAACUGCGUAUGCCCAUGAAAGAGGUAUUAAGAUUUUUUAAAAUGCACGUGAAAUAUUUAUCACAAACUAGUCGUCUACGUAAUGUAGUCAAUAAUUUAUCAAGAAAGAUACCUGGCAUGUCAGUAGUGAAUCGCUCCACCCGCAGUGUAUUUUCUAGUCUUAAAGGUAUUUUCACAUUUUUCAUGAAACAUAUUUAUGUGGAUGAACGUUAUUUUCCACGGCGCACACAGCGUUUUACUGCCAUCUAUAGUCGUGAUAAGGAAUAUUUAUUUGAUAUACGUCAGGAUAUUUUUACACCUGCUGUCCGAUCGCGUAUUGUGCAUUCAUAUUGGAUCGUCAACGUUUUAACACCGAAAAAUAAAGAUGAAAUGGCAUUUGGCAUUGAACGUUUAGUGACCUAGAAUGUCUAUUGUGCAGCCUAUCCUUUGCACGAUGGUGAAAUCUAUGAAAAACACACGAUGCAUACUUUAAGUACACACUGGGCUUCCAUUAGUAAAUGGUAUCGUUAUCAACCGUUGGAUUAUGUUAAAGAAUAUUUUGGUGUUAAAAUCGGUUUAUAUUUUGCUUGGUUGGGUUUCUACACCUACAUGUUGAUGUUGGCGGCUGGGGGUUUAAUAUGUUUUCUAUACUCGUUGCUUACGCUCAAGGAUAUGUACCUUUUGCUCGAAUACAAAACAAAUAUAACCAUGUGUCCUUUGUGUAAUUGGUGUAACUUUUGGGACCUGAAAGAGACUUGUUUCUAUGCCAUUUCCUAUUUAAUUGACAAUCCUAGUACGCUAUUCUUUACUGUCUUUAUGUCCUUUUGGGCUGCACUAUUUCUUGAACUAUGGAAACGUUAUUCAGCCGAAAUAACUCAUCGUUGGGAUUUAACGGGUUUCGAUGUGCAUGAAGAACAUCCCAGGCCUCAGUAUUUAGCACGUUUACAACAUUUACCCAAUACUCGUACGGAUUAUGUGACAAAUAUUAAAGAACCUACUGUGCCCUUUUGGCGCAUGAAAUUUCCUGCCGCUGUUUUUAGCUUUUCGGUUGUGUUACUUUUAAUAGCCUUAGCUUUUGUGGCUUUGGUGGGUGUUGUUAUAUAUCGUGUGUCUAUGUUGGCCAUCCUGAAAGUGGGCGAUAACCCAAUGAAUACCUCGAGUGCUAUAAUGUUGGCCUCUGCUUCGGCGGCCUUUUUGAAUCUGUGUUUCCUUUAUGUACUUAAUUAUUUAUACAAUCAUUUAGCCGAUUAUUUAACUGAAAAAGAAAUGUGGCGUACUCAAACUCAAUUUGACGAUUCUUUGACUUUAAAAAUAUAUCUGUUGCAAUUUGUUAACUAUUAUGCUUCCAUAUUUUAUAUAGCCUUUUUCAAAGGCAAAUUUGUGGGUCAUCCAGCGAAAUAUCAUAAAAUCUUUGAUGAGCGACAAGAAGAGUGUUCCUCCGGAGGGUGUUUAACUGAACUGUGUAUCCAACUGGCCAUUAUAAUGAUUGGUAAACAGGCCUUUAAUUCCAUCUUAGAAGUUAUAAUGCCAAAAAUUUGGCGUAAAAUUAUGGCUUUAAAAGUGGGUCUAACAAGAUGUUUCACCAAAGAAGACAAGCAUCACAAAGAUACCGAAAGAUGGUGGAGAGAUUUAAAAUUACUAGAUUGGGGUCCACGGUCAUUAUUCCCGGAAUAUUUAGAAAUGGUUUUACAAUAUGGUUUUGUAACCAUAUUUGUGGCUGCCUUUCCUUUAGCACCAUUUUUUGCUCUACUUAAUAAUAUUCUAGAAAUGCGUUUAGAUGCCAAAAAACUUUUAACCCAUCAUAGAAGGCCGGUGUCGCAGAGAGUCCGCGAUAUAGGUGUUUGGUAUCGCAUUCUAGAUUGUAUAGGCAAACUAAGUGUCAUAACAAAUGGUUUUAUUAUAGCCUUUACCUCUGACAUGAUUCCCAGAUGGGUUUAUCGUGGCAAUUCGGAGGAUGGUUCCUUACAUGGUUACUUAAACUUUACUUUAUCAGAAUUCCGUACAAGUGAUUCAGAUUCAGAAUUGCGCAGUUUAUCUGCUAAAUACAAUAUAACCUCUUGCAAAUACACAGAUUUUCGUGAACCACCUACCUCACCGAAUAAAUAUGAUUUAAGUAGUACUUUUUAUAUAAUUUUGGCUUGUCGUUUAGGUUUUGUUGUGGUAUUUGAGAAUUUUGUGGCGUUGGUAAUGAUUCUAGUGCGAUGGUGCAUACCUGAUAUGAGUGUUGAGCUGAGAGAUCAAAUACGGCGUGAAGUGUAUAUAACAAAUGAAAUCAUUAUUGAACAAGAAGCCAGAAGGGCUAGAUUUGAACGUGCUAAACGUAGUUCUUCUGUACGUUUACGAGAUUCUGAAUCCAAUACUCCCGAUAAUGCCAAUGAUCGAUUUAUAAGAAUCGAACAGUUAUUGGCCAGUGAUUUAUCCCAGUCUCAAAUGGAUUUAAUAAUACACGGUGAUAAUGCCGAUACAGGCAUUCAAGGAGAAAACUGCUAAAGCUUUAUUUGUUUUACAAACAUAAUUACUUACUUUAAGCUCGAAAGACUUGUUUUUAGUUACUAUAAACAUAAGAACUUAGAACAUCAUUUAAAAAAGAUAAUCAUCGAAUAUUUAUUUUUAUAUAUUUAAAAUAUUUUUGUUUUAAAAAUUUUUGUUAUUGCAUUUUUAAAAAGCUUUUUUCUGGUAGAAAAGCAAAAAGGAACUUAAAACAAUCGUUAGCAGGUGCAAUAUAAAUACUUGUAUUAAGCUCUCUCUGAUCCUAAAGUUAUUAAAUUAAUUAAGCUUAAAUUCAUUUGUUAUGUUUUAUUAUUUUUUGUAAAUCAAGCCUAAAUAAUUAUUUUGCCUAAUUGACAAUUAUGAUAUUAUUCUCAUGAUUUAUGUUCUCACUGAUAUUUUUAUUUUGUUUUAAUUAUACAUUUUAGCUAUUAAAAAUAUACAUACAUACAUAUAAAUAAAUAUACAAUUGUUGUAAACUGUGGUGCCAAUAUUUCCUUAAUGAAUCAAGUAGUGCACAAGUAUCUUUACUAUUUUAACUAGUAAACGAUUAAAAACUCUAAUAUCGCCUUAACUUAUUUCUUUUCUUAUAGGAAAAAGUAUAAAAUAUAAAAGAUUACUGCAGUAAAUCAUAGAAAUCUCUUCAAGGACUUUAACAAGAAUGUAUAUUUUUCUAAAAAUAUAAAACUAUUCAUUAAAUAAUAAAUGAACUUUAUAUAAAAUUUA
Molecule: messenger RNA, 4786 nt
Organism: Lucilia sericata (common green bottle fly)
Lineage: Eukaryota; Metazoa; Arthropoda; Insecta; Diptera; Calliphoridae
Gene: subdued
Product: anoctamin-1
Biological process (GO): chloride transmembrane transport
Cellular component (GO): plasma membrane
Molecular function (GO): chloride channel activity; protein dimerization activity
Source: RefSeq, a predicted model, not a curated record